CCUUGAUCGAUCAGCGCCGGCGCAAUCGCGUUGUGGGACGCAAAUGUUGAUCGACGCCGCCGCUCGCUCACGCCGACGCUCGAACGUGCAUCUUGAGGGUCAGCAAAUGAUGGCCUCGCCCCACCAAGCACCCACUGCCGACGAUGCUGCGGCUUCUGUGGAUCUUGCAAAUCGCCGCGAACACGACGAUUGCAAGGCGGCGGAGGCCACGGAGAUCGAGGCGCCCGCGGCGGUGAGAUAUAUACAUGUGUCUAUUGCAGCAACCCCCCACCCCCCCCGCGGUUCCUCGCCGGGGUUCUCUCUCCGCGCGCCGCCACAGGGCGACUGGACAACGAACCCGCUCAUGAACGAGCGCAAGCCUGAGUCCAAGUUUGACUCCUCCAAGGCCGUCAGCAAGGUCGGCGGCGCCAACUGGUUUGGGGCCCUCUCCGGCGCGGAGGGGGGGGCCGGGGGCGACGGCGGCAAGGCGUGCGGCGAGGCGUCCGACGGCUCCGACUCGCCGCCCUACACGCCCUCGGGCACGCCCCUCUCGCCCAAGAAUCGGGCCAAGAAGCCCUCGCUCGACUCGCCGCGCUGCGGCCCCGGCCGCCUCUGCCAGCCCCACCUGCUCAGCAUCUUCAUCGCCUUCCUCGCGGCCGUCGGCAUGGGCGGCGGCGGCGCAGCCGCACUCAACAUCGGCAACAAUUUCCUCUCCACCGGGCGGGACGUGGAGUCGCGCCCCACCAUGGCGGCCUGCUACGCCUCGUGCGAGCACUACGAGCCGACCCCGCCCUGGGCCGAAAAGAAGAAAGGCUGCCUUACGCCAGGGUGCGCGAGGGCGACCUCCGACCCGGCGGAGCAGGGGCGGGACGAAGGCCUGAGUUGCGACGACCUCUACUUUGUGUCCGGAUCGACCGGCCGAGUGAGACCGUGCAUGGAGGAUACCAGGAAGGCCUUCGUCCCUGGCAUGACCACCUACCUCCCCUGGCAGUGGCGGCAGUGCGGGGGGACCUUGGUUCUCGAAACGGAUCCGAACGCCGCGAACGCCAGGCCGACGAUGGCACGAUAG
Molecule: messenger RNA, 1048 nt
Organism: Emiliania huxleyi CCMP1516
Lineage: Eukaryota; Haptophyta; Isochrysidales; Noelaerhabdaceae
Exons: 5
Coding region: 44-1048 (334 amino acids)
Source: RefSeq, a predicted model, not a curated record